GUUCACAAUUAGAGAAAAUAUGAGUUGAUCGGAUAUUUAACUAAUGGGACGCUUUGGUUAAUCUCUCACUCUCUCGGGCUUUAAGCAAAAGCUUCUUCCAUCUUCGUCUUUAUCGUCUUGUUUCCGUUUCUAAAUGUAAGCUUUGUGUUCAUCGAAAUCAAACCCUUGUCGCUCUCCGUCUUUAAUAUGAAGAAUCCCAUUUUAUUGUCAUGUAUCGAGUUAAAAAAACCCUAGCUUUCGAGCUUAGAGGUUCGUUCAUUGUUUUGAUUCUCUUACGUUGAAGCUUUUUUUUGAAGGAUGUCUGGUGAUGAUGAACCUUGCUCUGGCUCUGGAGACGAAGUUAACGUCACUGGUGGACAUAACAAGUCUACCCCUUCUAGUUCUGGACCAACAACAACACGCAAGAGAGGUCGCAAGGCUUGUGGCGAUGCUAGAAAUCGCAGCAGCUUCCAAAAUGAGGGCAGCGGCAUUGACCAAGGACGGGGAUAGGUUCUCUAUCAGCAAAUGCAUCAAAGCAUUGGACGAUUUACAAGAUUCGUCCACUAGUAACGAAGAUUUUGACAUAGAAUUGGAUGAGAUGGAAUUAGUUGCUGCAGCUGCUGGUUACUUGUACUACCAAAGUUGUGUGAAUCAACCUCAGAGUAAUUCGCCACCUACGAUAUGUACAUAUUUGAAAGCCUUGCUAGAAGGACCUGUUAAAGAUUGCAGGGAACUGCUUCGGAUGGAUAAGCAUGUGUUUCAUAAGCUAUCUGAAACACUUCGAGGGAAAGGCUUGCUGCGUGAUACUACUGGUGUUUUGGUAGAAGAGCAGUUGCUAUAUUCUUAAGCAUCAUUGGCCAUAAUCAGCGAAUCAGAGUGAUACAAGAGAGGUUUCAGCGUUCUGGUGAAACCAUUAGCCGGCAUUUUAACAACGUGCUAAAGGCGGUUAAGUCCUUGUCACGUGAGUUCCUUCACCCACCAUCUCUGGAAACAUCUCCCGAGAUAGUCAAUAGCAAAAGGCUUUAUCCAUAUUUCCAGGAUUGUAUCGGAGUUUUAGAUGGCUUGCAAAUUCCUGCUCACCUUCCUACAAAACACCAGUCUCGGUUUCAUAACAAGAAAGGCAUACUUACUCAGAAUGUGCUUGCAGCUUGCACUUUUGAUUCACAGUUUAUAUUCGUCUAUCCGGGAUGGGAAGGCUCUGUUGAGGAUUUACACAUCUUAAGAGCAGUCCUAGACGAUCCAAACCAGAAUUUCCCACAAGCUCCCAAAGG
This is a messenger RNA of Camelina sativa (false flax), 1250 nucleotides long. The record is from RefSeq and is a predicted model, not a curated record. NCBI's taxonomy places the organism in Eukaryota, Viridiplantae, Streptophyta, Magnoliopsida, Brassicales, Brassicaceae.